Ruditapes philippinarum (Manila clam) is the source of this 2358-nucleotide messenger RNA. Its product is annotated as probable DNA double-strand break repair Rad50 ATPase. The transcript has a single exon. Bases 1 to 2358 code for a protein of 785 amino acids. The record is from RefSeq and is a predicted model, not a curated record. Lineage: Eukaryota; Metazoa; Mollusca; Bivalvia; Venerida; Veneridae.
AUGUUCACAGUCGUGCCGAAACCCGAGGCUCCUGAUAUUGAAGAUUACCAGCCUGCUAAAGGGGAACCGGCACCACAAAUAAUAAACCACCGCCAAGAAAAUCAAACUCAUAAAAAGAAAAAGGCAACAUACGAAGAUAUAAAGGAACAAAGAGAUAGUUUACUUGAAUCCGAAAUGAAGUAUAUCAAGAGAAUAAAAGAACUUGAAAAAGAGAAAGAAGACCUACUUAAGCUGUACGAACCAACUUACAAAGAAAACAAACAGCUCAAAAGUCAUUUGAUGCACGGACCAGAAUCACAAAAUAUAAAAAAGUUAAAACAAGAGAAGAAGAAAAUCUUGAGCGAAUUAGAAAUAGUGAACACAGAAAAUGCUGAAUUACAAGACAGAGUAAAGGAACUAGAAAAAAUGUUCCUUUCCGAAAAAGAUUAUUAUCGUGAAAAGAAAUGGCGGGAAGCAAUCGAAAAGGGACGAAAGAGACGCGAAGAAAAAGAUACCUUACUGUCAACACAAGGGCCGUUUGCCUCUUCAAGAAAACCGAAUAAGAGAGAUUUGAAAUCUGUUACUGACGAAGAGUUCGAAAAGCAGGAUGCUCAUGAUUUACACAUCGACACACUUGAGAAAGAAACACAGAUACUUUUGAAUAAAAUAAGAAGAAUGAAGCAAAAUAAAGGAAGCAUAGAUUAUGCUUAUUUUAUCGGAAAAGGAGCAAUUACCAGAAAUUCAUCAGUAGCUAAGGCCAUCAACGAAAAACUAGAUAAAGAUCUGGAGGAAUUCGAAAACCGCCUAGAAAAUUUGAGACAGAAAACUAAACAGCUUAAGGAUAUUUCUUCAGAGGAUUUGGAAGUACCAGUUGAGACAGCACAAAUUAAACAAACUGGGAACAAAUAUUUUCGAACACGACAAACACAAACUAAUUUAGUUGAUGAACAAAUACGAACGAAUCCUCCCUCUAACAAUAAUAAUUUAGGUGAUAAACAAGGCAUAUCAAAGCCGAUUGCGGAAACACGAAACAUUUCGACAAAGGAGAGCAAGAAAAGACAGUUGAUGAUUAAAAGAAAUACUCCAGAUUAUGACAUAGUUCAUGAUAAAUAUCAUGCAUCUGAUGAUAUACGUACAUUUACUAGACCUCACGCGAAAGAAGUUACUCAUGAAUCGUAUGAAGAUCAAAGUGCAACGAAACAGGGGUCAAGGAAUAUAAGACGAACUCCGGAUGAAACUGAAGGUUUUGGUUCACCUAUUGCGGAACAUUGGCGCCAUCUAACCAUAAAGCUAAAUGAAGUGGAAAAGUUUGGCGGUAAAACACCCUUUGCAUACAGAGAUAAGACUAAAGGGAGGGCAUCUGUUCAGUCAAGUAGUUCAAGAAGACAAGAAUCUAUGUCUUAUGUUCCGAAAAGAAUACCGUCAACUAGACCGAACUCUGAAGAAAUCUUGUCUGCCUCAGCAAAGAGUCGCAGAAGUGCAAAUUCAGAAAUUUCUAAAUCUAGUUCUAGAGAUUUAUCCCCGCAACUUUCAGCCAAUUUAGAAUCAAUGUCUGACAUUGACGAACUAGAUUAUGAAUGUGGUGCUGACGAUAUGUUGGACACUAAAAAGGAAAUUAAUAUUGUUGAGUCACUAGAGAAGGCACAAAGAAAAACAACUAAUUUGGGCGAAGAAAUCCGGUUUAUACCAAGGCAACGUAGCUGGGAAACGGGGAGAAAUGCAAGAUGUAAUAAUGAACAAAAUGGAAGAUACGCCAACGGUUUUGAACCGAUCAGUCGCUAUAGGAAAACGAACAAAAAGUCUAAUGAUGCUAAACUUAUUGAAGGUGAAACUAAAACCAUGAUUUCAAAUGAAAAAGGUACGUCAGAUGAUCAAAGUGAGGCAAUUAAUGAGAGUGGAAUAGCAAAAGAUGUAAGGUUUAAGCAGAGGACAUAUUCUGGUGAUAAAAUAAAACGAAACACACAGGCGAUGCCUUCUGAGCUUAGAUUUAAAAAUAGAAACACAAGAGAUUCAAAAGUUCCAAGGGCAAAGGGAUUGACAGAAGAUAAUCGAAGACAUGCAGGAGAGGCACCGGAUGAGGAAAUGGUUUCUUCACGAAACAUUUCUGCGUAUGACGAAGUGUUAGCCGAUGUUUCAAAGCAAUACAAAGAUCAUGAAAGAAGACAAAUGUUUCAGUCGAGAGUACAAUAUAAAAACGAGGAUAAAAACGAUUAUGACCGGACGCAACAAACCAGAAAUAUAAAUGAUGAACACGGAGUUGAUUUGCCUAACUACGGGGUUAAACAUGUUGAGAAAACAGUAUUUGAAAAGGGACAAGGAGGCGCGUCUGUAAGCAGUGGAAAAUCCCGUGAAUACAUUUACAAUUUAGAUCUGUUAUGA